AUGGUGAAGAUAAAAGAGCUACAACAAUAUGCCGUGCAAUUAUUAGCAGAAUGUUUUGCAACAUGUAUUUUAAUACUUAUGGGUGAAGCUGGUAUUGCUAAUUACAAAUUUGCUCGUCAAACUUCUCAUUCUACACUUCCAAUUCCUAUUGCAUUUGGCGUUGGUGUAUAUUUAGCAAUAAUGAUUAGUGCACCAAUUACUGGUGCACAUCUCAAUCCUGCUAUAAGCAUAUCAUUAAUGACUAUUCGCAAGAUCAACCCGUUACAAUGUAUUUUCUACAUUAUUGGUCAAACACUAGGUGCAUUUUUAGGAGCUGCCUUGGUCUAUCUUGUCUAUAGGAAACAAUUCGAUGUAUUUGAUGGUGGUAGAAGACAAAUAACAGGUCCCAAUGGUACAGCUGAUAUUUUCUUCACAAUGCCUGGCAAAGAUAUACCUCAUUGGAAUACAUUUAUCGAUCAACUUGUUAGUACCGGUUUGCUGAUGAUCUUUAUCAUGACACUCACACAAAAGUUUAAUAAUAUGAUAUCGGAAGUAGCCAAACCAUUUGCAUUUGCAUUUGCAUUAAUUAUUACAGGUAUUAUUUGUGCAUUUUCAAUAAAUGCUGGAGCUGCAAUUAAUCCUGCUCGUGAUUUGGGUCCGCGUCUUUUUGGAGCAUUUAUCUAUGGUUUGAAUGAUGUAUUUCGUACCCAUAACUACUUCUUUUGGGUACCAAUCAUAGGUCCAAUUGUUGGAGCCAUUCUUGCCGUAUGGAUCUAUAAAAGUUAUGUAUGGAUUAUCCAGCGCUAUGGUCAUUUUUCCAACAUUGAACAUACCAACACUGGGAAAGAGAUCAAUCCCGAAGUCAUAGAAACAAGUUAUCCGUAUAAUUUAUAUGAACUUCAAAAACAACUAACAGAAGUGAACGCCUAA
This is a messenger RNA of Rotaria sp. Silwood2, 909 nucleotides long. Lineage: Eukaryota; Metazoa; Rotifera; Eurotatoria; Philodinida; Philodinidae. The record is from the annotation of a GenBank genome assembly.